AUGGGAAAACCAUGGAGUGCCUUUCAUUUCCAAUUAUGUGUUAUUUCAAUUUUCAGUUUGUUGAACCCUUGUAAAUUUAAUAUACCCAUUGUGGCUGUGCCUAUGUUCUUGAGUGCUGUUCCCAUCCCCGACCUUAUUUUGCCCAAUAACAUUAUAUUCUCACCCACCCAUGGAAAUUUCAAAGAGAACAAUCCAUCCAAAACACCGGCUCAAACUUCCGUCUUCUUCUCCAUUCCUCAUUAUCACUUGUCUAAUAAGACAGAGAGGGAGAGAGAGUAUGCCCCCAAUGAUCCUAAUGGCCCAGGGGAGCCACCUGGAUAUGUGACUCUCUUGUGGGAAUGGUUAUGGAAGAUGAAAGAUAUGAAAGGUUGCUUCAAGGCAUGUAAACGCUAUCUUUCAAAAGUUAUUUGCCCCUACAACUUUGGUACAAAGGAAUACUCAAAUAAGUCUUGUGGAUACAAUGAAGUGAUAUAA
Messenger RNA from Prunus armeniaca (apricot), 474 nucleotides. NCBI's taxonomy places the organism in Eukaryota, Viridiplantae, Streptophyta, Magnoliopsida, Rosales, Rosaceae. The record is from the annotation of a GenBank genome assembly.